Spirometra erinaceieuropaei is the source of this 5253-nucleotide messenger RNA. NCBI's taxonomy places the organism in Eukaryota, Metazoa, Platyhelminthes, Cestoda, Diphyllobothriidea, Diphyllobothriidae. The record is from the annotation of a GenBank genome assembly.
AUGUGUACAUCAUUAGUUUGUCUUCUAGUUGUGAGUAUUUUGCGUCGGUCAUCGGUUAGUCUCUAUCGUACUUGUUUAAAUCCUUUUUUUGUUGAAGGAAAGAGGCGAGAUCCUCCACAACAAUAGCUUUUUAUGCGUGACUUUAAGAACAGAUCACUAUCAUGCCAUCAGAUGACAGGUGAUGCACAAAAACUGUUAACUAGAGUUGAUAGUUUGGGUCGCCCGAGCUGUUGGUGCUUGUCAUUUCUCUCGCAAUAAUCUCAUGAGUAACUGGUGUUUGUUCAACUUCUGAGGGUGUCUUGUUUAUUCCUGUUUCUGAGUUAGACUUAACUUUUUACCCAUUCACUUCUGACAAACGAUCCGCAGGGCUAUAUAGUCCUGGUAGCAAGAGUAUAUUAUCUCGAUAUUGAGUGGCUAGCGGAUUUUCGAUAAGGGCAUAUCGACUUUAUAGCGAUUUUGCCCGCCGAAUUUUCAUCAAGGCGUCAUUAAUUUUUGAGAUACUCGAAGAACGGCGACAGCAGGACGUACAACAUUUCAUGCGACGUCGCAUGAAAUGCUGUACGUCUAGCAGACUUCCCUACCCUUAUAAUAAUUCUGUCUAAAUUCUGCGCAGAAUCUAAGCAGAGGUUUAGAAUAAUUUACGCAGGAUCUGCGCCUAGGUUGUCACUCCAUUCUGUUCAGAAUCUGCGCCGAGGCCCGGCACAGAAUCGGCGCCGAGGCUCGGCAAGAUUCGGCGUAGAAUCUGCGCCGACAAUAAUCGUUGCGGUAAUUGGGUUUUUUUUAUGCAAGCUAAAUUGUGGUACAUGAAUACGAGCUACGUUAUGAGGAUAUCACUACCGUUCACAUAAUUUGACGUCGAUGCCUUAUUCACACGCCUUCCGAAAGUCAAUCUGAAAGGCCCUUUUCAAUUGUGUCGGCCGCGAUUCUGCGCGGAGUUCCAUAUUGCGAAAACAUCUAUGUUGUCACAUAAAUUAUUAAGAAAUUGAUGGAUGUCAUACCCACAACCAAACUGUAUGCCGUUGAUCCAAAGAAGGCCCGUUUCCCUGUCACCGGUCGUAAAACGUCAGCUGUUAUACUGUCGUAGAACAGUGUAUUGAAGAUCCUCUCUGCAAAGGCAGUAACAGUGUCCCCGCCGUUGGUAUUUAAGUGUGAAAUCUAGUAGCAAACUUGUAAUUUGAGGGUGUACUUUCCAUCUGCUGUCGGAAGUCAGAAAGACUGCUAAUAAAUAAAUCAGCUCCUGUAGGGUUGCCGUGAGUUGCAACACGGGUCCAUGAAGCGCUGGAGUGGGCGUGGAUCUACAGUGGCAAGCAUGCGCAUUACGGCUGUCAUAAAGGUCAACUUAUUGCAUCUUCAUUUCCUACAUUGUUUUAGCGUUCUGGACCGAGUGCCGCAUCAUCCAUCGUAAGCAGGUUUUCAGAGAAGACCUCCGUCAGAGGGAGGAAUGACGGCGUUGCCAUUUGUGGUGUCGGCUGCUGGUGCCUAAGGCGAGCAGUUCAGAUGGGUAGACGAAUACCUGUGUGUGAUGGUGACGUGCCCAAGGAGUUCGUAUUGUCAGCCUCCGUUUGCUGAAAGGGGAUGGGUGUAAUUUAAGUCGCAGUCCCAUUGACGAUGAUGAUAUGCCUGGAAUUGUUGCCCAUAGGCAUUCCUUCUUUUACAGAUUUUUCGCCGAUCGCUUCGGCUGUUCCUUAUGCCUCCAUUAUUCAAUGUCAGACAGCAAUCUGCUACAAACCAGUACAUUUAGGGGUUAUGAGAGUUAAAACUAUGCAAACAUUCACUCUCUCCCGUCAUUAUCCACGAAAUAAUAACUAAGGGACUGUUCGGUUGCAGGUUCGUGGAUAGUGACCGGUGACAAGUGAGAGACAAAAUGAUUUCGCAAUGAGUACGGGAGAAUAGGAGGAAAGGUUACCGUCCGACUGCGUUAUCGAAAAGCCGGUGAACUGCACGAACACUCAGCGCUGCCAGUAAUCCAUUCCCAAUGCCCCUUGAUUUUCAUCAGGAUCAAGUGGUCAUCGAUGGUAAAGCAAUCGUAUUUGCAAACUACAAGCGCUGACAGUUGUCCCACUGCUAGCUUUAAAAACGUUUGUAUUCUAUGAGUGCAUAGGAUAAUCAAAGUAAUCUUCAACAUCCUCGUAGUCAACAUAAACCAGUCCUACGUCUCGACGGGAAUAUCUUGUUAUGUUCUUAAUGCACACCAACUUGCCGUCGACUGCUAGUGACCCCUCUGGUGGAUUUGUACCAAUGAUAAGUCCUUCCUGGAUCGACCUAAAUUGUGUAAACUUGCCGCCCGUUAGCGGUACUGGACCUUUGCAGUGCUCGUACUGAAAAGUCCACUCAAUUGGAUAUGGUAAUGCGCGUCGCUCAGGCCUCAGCUCCACUAACAAUUCUGGUCAGAAUCUACGCCGAAUCUAAACAGAGGUUUAGAAUAUUCUAUGCCGAGGUUGUCACUCAUUGCCAAUCAUAAUUUGCGCCGAGGUCCAGCACAAAAUCAGCAUAGAACCAUCGCGCCUUCUUUUCAAUGCUACUCAAGGCAUCCUGUAGGAGACGAAAGAUGCGGAUGGUUAUUAAAUUUAAAAAAACAAUUUUGGGAAAUGUACGGGAGAUACAGCAAAAUUGUGCAAAAUAGAGUACAAACCAGUGUCUCAUAAAAAAGUAAAACUGUGCUUAAUUAUACACAUAAUCGUGAUUAAAACGUUUAUUGAGGGCGUAGCAAUAUAGAAAUACCCAUCCAUAUCCCGUUUUCUUCCUGGCUUUCUCCAGGAAGUCUCCUGACGGACUCUCACAUAAUUGGGUCCCAAAACGGAGUAUGUCAAAACUAAACAAGGGAACAAAACAGGGUCGCGUUAGCCUUCUACAAGCCAAUUGUUCUUUCACACCGCCCAUAGUCUGAUGGGAAGGAGGGGAGGUAAGGCAGUUUCGAAAAUAUACGCAGUAGAAGCUAUCUUCUUCCCAAAGAAUUUCAUCGCUUUCUAAUUAAAUUUCUUGGGAUGCCCGCCUCUCAACACAUGCACACGCAUAUAUAUGUGCGACAAAAGUAUACAUCUAUGUGUGUACGCUCACACACACAAUCCUCAUUACCAAAAUGGCCUUACAAAUAACUCGCAUUGGACAGUUGUUAAAAAGUACUGCUAUUUUUAAAACUACUUUCUUCGUAGAUGAGCUUAUCUCGUUGCGUCGACUUUGCACGCCUCAGGGACUUCUUACACACCACUUCAUCCAAUGACACAGUGAUACUAUUCACCGAAGCCGACAAUCUCCUGCGUAUACAGAUUUUUCGGGAAGAAAAACUGUGGACCACUGGAUUGUCGAUGUCUCAAAUGGUUGCAUAUUCAAGUGCUUUGAGUAUUCGCAGCGUUCAGCUGUUUCUUGCCUGGAUAAGGUGAGCCCACGACCGACAUCUCCACUGUCUAUUCAGGGAGAAGACAUCUCAAGAUCAGUUUUCUCUCCAGGUGGAGGACCCCAACGACCUCGGAAUUACUUUUGGUUCUUCUCCACCAAUGCAACUCACCAUUCCGCUGAACCUUGUUGAAGGCCUGAGGCCCUUUGUGGAGACUCUCGUUAGGGCCCUGGCAAACGCGCAGGCCAGAUUAGCAACUCUGGAGAAAAACGUUGCUGAUAUGUCCGGGUACGCUUUCCUCAUUCUCGAGUUUUUGUUUUUUUCUUGCAACAUAAAGGCUGCCUGAACCAUUUAGCUUUAUCAAUUCUCCUGUCUGGCUUGAGCAACUACCAGAUAGGUUGAGCCAGGGUCAGGCUGGAAGCUCUGCGUUUUAGUAAGAAAGACUGGCUGAACACCGGAAAUGUUUUUUUUUCUGUGCCGUUUAACUCGUGCAGGAGUCCACUGUCAGGGGUGCUGACCAGUCAUCAGUCGAUGACUGCGCACGGCCCUGUACGCCGGCUCCUGAUCGAUAAAUCGAUUAGUUGAGUUUCCAUCUGCGGCUCAGGCUGAAAUCAACGCUCGGCCUGUUUUAAUUUCCCGUGUGAAUGAUUAUUUUGGUCGCUGCGAAAUCAAAUUCAUAACCCACUUUGUAGAUGUGGGCAUCCACUUGCGAUAGUUAGUCCCCUCGUCGCACAGCCAGCUUAUGUUCGUGUAUCAACUAUCUGAGCAUGCGUCCAGUCUGAACUUUAUAGUUAUAAGGACAUUUUUGGCACGGGAUGCGCUGCACGUGGAGUAGUACUACCCCAGAUUGUUCUUCGGGGUCUAAUCGGUCUGCAAUUUUCUCAACCUUGCUGCGCAUGAUGGCUUUUGGACCGGUUUGCAACUCUUACACCUGGUUUCGCAGCCAUACGCCGGUCGCUUCUAAAACGUCCUUAGUGUAUGACAGAAAAUGACAUAUCCUUGGGUCUUCUGUGGGCGACCGCGUAGGCAAGGGCUUAUGAACGCCUUCGGAAAGCCAUUCUGCGCAAACUGGCCGCAGCAAUAACGGGUCUCAAGUGCUCCUUCCGCCGGUUUACUGCAAUGAGUCUGGGUCCGUUUGAAGAGCGUUUUUUCGUUGGUGUGCCGCCGGAUGAAUGUUGAAACCGAGAAGCUGUGUGGUGUUCGUUGCCCUCCUGCAAACCGUCGUUUCAAGUUCAUCGUUCAGAUUUCGUCUGAUGAGCACAUCAAGGACGAGCAACUGCUGCUCCUGUCCCUCUUCCCUCUGCGUUAAGCAGGUUGCGGAAAUUUUGUAGCAUCUUUCUUUACGACAGCGAACGUGUCGUCUACGUAAGCGCACCAAUACCGGCUCAUGCUGGAUGAAGGCAAUCGAUCCGUCGCCGGCGUACAGAGCUUCCCGCAGCCACCCCCAAUCUUGCGUCAUCAAUCAGCGAUGAGCUAGUACCCCCUAAAAUCGUCGCUCGUCCUGUUGCUGCCACUAUCCCUGACGCUGGACCCCUGGACGGUUUCGAGAGCUCAGAUCCCGUCCGGUGCUCGACCAGUCUCCUUCUGUGCUAGUCACUGUUACUUCACCGGGGAAACUCGGGCGCCUUGUUAGUCUUCAUUUUUCGCUCUGUAUGAAUCUCAUCAUCUAGUAUUUGGAAUGCACCCUGAGCAACGAACUCAUGUUGACCGCUACAAGCCAUCCUACCGAGAUGGCUAACAGCUGCUGUUGCCACACAAAUUACAAGAAAACAUUUUUUCGUUGCAGAGUAAAAGAUGCGAUACUUCCUUCACCUCAGAAGAAGAGGGCACCUGGAAUGAGCUCAAUUAAUCCACAGAAUCGCAAAAGAAAGCCCGCCAGGGGAUUAAAUUUCUCCGAUGACGAAGACCGUAUCGAAUGA